Poecile atricapillus (Black-capped chickadee) is the source of this 4286-nucleotide messenger RNA. It is a transcript of the gene KCTD20, whose product is annotated as potassium channel tetramerization domain containing 20. Gene Ontology annotation, cellular component: cytoplasm. Gene Ontology annotation, molecular function: protein binding. The transcript has 8 exons. The record is from RefSeq and is a predicted model, not a curated record. Bases 199 to 1452 code for a protein of 417 amino acids. NCBI's taxonomy places the organism in Eukaryota, Metazoa, Chordata, Aves, Passeriformes, Paridae. Gene Ontology annotation, biological process: positive regulation of phosphorylation.
CCCCCCCAGCUCUCUCGGUUCCCAUUGGCCAAUUCGAGAAGCCAAUCACAGAGUUGGUCCAAUCACGUGGCUGCAUAGGCGGUGGGUGGGGUUCAGUGGCGGGGCCCCGCCCACCGCCCGCCUGAGGGAGAGGCCGCGGCGGGGACGCGCUCUUCUCUUAGGAAACGCCACCAACUCCUCACAGCACGGAGGCCCAGCAUGAAUGGGAACUGUGCUGGGGGCACAGAAUGGUUGAGAAAUCUGGAGUCCAGCUGUCCUGUGGAAAACAGAACUGUAGCAGCCCAUGAGUCAGAAGAAAGUUCUGUGGUGUUAGGAGGUCACAGCCCUGCAGCUCCCAGGACUGAGGGUUUGGAUUCUGAAUGCCGACACAACACUUGCCCAGUAAGUCCCCAGAUCAGUGGCAUGCUGUCUGCUCCUGAAGAACCUCACAACUGCCAUAUCCCAGAUGGAAAUAAGAGACAGCUGGAAUAUUUUAAUACCCAGGAACGCCAUGGAUGCUGUGCAUUGUCUUCAAGCAGCAGUUCCCAGACAGUAGCUCCAGAGAAAGUGACCCUGGUGGUGGAUGGCACCCGCUUUGCUGUGAAUCCCCAGAUCUUUACUGCUCACCCUGACACCAUGCUGGGAAGAAUGUUUGGGCCAGGCAGAGAGUACAAUUUCACCCGGCCAAAUGAGAAGGGCGAGUACGAGAUCGCAGAAGGGAUCAGCUCAGCUGUGUUCCGCACAGUGCUGGAUUAUUACAAAACUGGAAUAAUUAACUGCCCUGAUGGGAUUUCCAUCCCAGACCUUCGAGACACGUGUGAUUACCUCUGCAUAAACUUUGAUUUCAACACAAUCAAAUGUCAAGAUUUAAGUGCUCUGUUACACGAGCUCUCCAAUGAUGGGGCUCACAAGCAGUUCGACAGCUACCUGGAGGAGCUGAUCCUGCCCAUCAUGGUGGACAGCGCGAGGAAGGGGGAGCGCGAGUGUCACAUCGUCGUACUGACCGAUGAGGACACCGUGGACUGGGAUGAGGAUCAUCCACCUCCCAUGGGAGAGGAGUAUUCACAAAUCCUUUACAGUUCCAAGCUGUACAGAUUCUUCAAGUACAUUGAGAACCGGGAUGUGGCAAAAGCUGUGUUAAAGGAACGGGGCCUGAAGAACAUUCGCAUUGGCAUCGAAGGGUAUCCCACCUGCAAGGAGAAGGUGAAGAGGAGGCCCGGUGGCCGCUCCGAGGUGAUCUACAACUACGUGCAGCGGCCGUUCAUCCAGAUGUCCUGGGAGAAGGAGGAGGGCAAGAGCCGCCACGUUGAUUUCCAGUGUGUUCGGAGCAAAUCCCUAACAAACCUGGUAACGGUGGGGGAUGAUGUUUCAGAGGACCACGAAGUUAUAAUGCAUCACCCCCCACAAGUGGAUGAACUGGACAGGCUGAAUGCCCCCUUCUCCCAAAUGGUUGUUAAUGAUCUACCGGAUUAGUGUGGCUCAGCGUGGAGAAUCCUGCUGGAUGUGGGAACCUCUUGCCGCAGUUUCAUCCCAGGUGAUGGGACACAGACUCCUGCAAGGUGCUUUAUCCUCGUUCAUGCUCUUACUACGUUGUCAUAUUUCAAGCAUGUUAAUAAAGAGCCACACUCCAUAGUCUUAAUUGUGCAAUCAAAAGCAACGUCUCCUCAGACAAAAAGAAACGACCUGUUGUUUCUACUACAAAGGCUUCCGGAUUGUGGGUGCUGAAUAUUUUAUCUAAACUUCUGAAAGAAGAGCACAAGUGCGUAGAAACGUUUUGUUUGACAUAGAGGAAAUUCUGGGCCUGUCAAGACAAAGCUUUCUUUUACCAUUAGGCACAGCUUUGUGAGUCACAGAGGAGUGAACAUCAAAGCAGGACAGAUGAUACCCUCUAUCAACCAGCAGAAAUGUAGCACAGUGCGACAGCGAAACCCUGAGCACGGAGGAAUCUGUUUGCACUGCCACCUGGCUUUGGAUCCAGUGUGGUGUACUGCUGCCCUAGGGAAGGAGGAACCAGUUCCAUAGGAGGCAUAUGCCUGGUCACAGGAGUUCCCCAUCUGUACUUCUCCGUGAGAUGAAAUCAUUGUUUUUAGGGAUGUUUUCUGUUAAGUUCAGUAAAAUGAGUAGAUCAUGCUGAAGGAAAACCCAAAAGAGACUGUAGCUGAUAUUUUACCAAUAAAAUAAAUCUGUUAAUACUCAAAUAGAUGUAAGAAGCUUUCUAGAGGUGACUGUGCAUGCUGAAGUUGAGUUGUCUUCUCCAUCCUCUUGCUAAAACAAAGCCAAUGGAGGAGCUCUGUUUAGUACCUGAGUAAAAGCCUUGGUCUCAUCAACCUUAGUCAGUCAGAAUUGCUGUAGACUCUCCUAGGAGCUGCUGCUGAAGCUUUAAAAAGCCAGCUACUUUCCUCCCAGUUUGGACUGACUGGACCAUUUUACUGUCAGGCAGGUAAUAAAUACCAACAGUAAACCAGGCCUCAGUAGAGAAAAAUGCACAUACCUGGGAACAGCUCUCCUUUGCAGCAUUGAAUGUAUUAUCCUGAUCUAUGUAAGGCUCUGGGAAUUUGGGUUCAGGAACAGGCACACUCCAGGCUGGUUUAGCUCAGGUGGAUUGGAGCCUCACUGGUCCUGCUCCUGCAGCACUGAGUUCCCUGUGGGAGUUCCCUGUAGGAACUGGAUACUCCAUUAUUGCUUAACACCUGAUGAGCACAGAGUUCUGCCCUUCCCCAGAAUGGGGCUGCCUCACAAAGCCAUCCCUUCUGAUGGCUGUGUAAAGGCUUUGUGUACCCAAACCAGAGUUUUUAAACAUGCUGAAACCAUUCAAGAAGAAAGAGAGGGACAGAGCUCCUGACAAAGCUGGGCAGGUCAGUGCUGCUCUGGCAAAGGUGUUAUAAUCUGGAUUGCCUGGGUGUUGAGUUACCUGGUCAGACUUGGCAAAACUGAGGUGUAGGUAUCAGUCUGGCCCUAGAAAGUUUAAUCCUGUUUUGGCAGGGCUGCAACAUCAAGCAAAUUUGUAUUGCUCUCCUUCUGACUGCAAGUGCAUGGUGGAUUGAGCAGUGAAGUUUGCUGCUGGUUGCUGCUAAUGUGUUUGUGGUUUUCAGUGCAAGUAACAUGACAGGAUCAAGCAGAAAUUUUCAGUUGCAAGUAACAAAUCUCUGCCACGGCACAUUUUAGUUUCCAUUAGUAUGGAUACAAAUUCCAUUCUCUCAGUGUUUCUGUUCUUAGCUUCUUUCCCAAGUGCAGCAAAUAGAUCUCUUCUAAAAAGUGCCUAUAGGAAGAUUUCAGGACACCUAAGGGUUCCAGGUGUUCAGAUGCCCAGAUUCCACUUGUCUACUUUAGAACUCCUCUCUGUGUCAGGGUCAGUAGAGAGAAGUGUCAGGUCAUUGGGUCAGUAGAGAGAAGUGUCCUUUGGUGCCUGCACAGAGCUGGGGUGAUGUGCAGAUACUCUGUUAUUGCUCCAGAUGAAUUGCUGUUUAUGUGGUAGAUAAAGGAAGAUACAUGGCCCAUGAACCUCCACCAGGGGCCAGACCAGCCCCACUCCUUGCCUUGGAGAUGAGCUGUUCCUCGGGACAAGCACAAGCACUGGUGGAACUUGUCCCUAGGCCCUGAGUGCUCAGCAGUGCUGGCUCCCUGGCUCUGUGAUUGUUUUCCAGUGUGUAUUUAUUUCCCCAGCAGUGUCAGGUUUAAGAGUGUUGGUAUUGCCCAGCUGAGCUGGAAUUGGAGGUUCCACAUGUUCUGCUCUAAGGACUGAAGUGUGGGUGUUGUUCAGAGCUCCUCCUCAUGACUGUGUCAAGGCAUCAGGUGCUGAGAAUUGCACCUCAGUGGCACCUUUUGGGAUCUGGCAGCUGAAGUACCAUAUCCAGCCAAACCAAAUCCCACCCAGUGUGUCCCUGAGCCAAGGGAUUCAGGAAAUGCAGGAAAUUUAUUAAACUGCACCAGGCCCUCUUGAGAGUUCCAGACUCUCAGUGCCUGUAGGAGCUUGUGGUUCCCUGUGCACUCAACUGGACCAUCAGCGUGGGAUGGACAUAUCCAGCUCCCAUGACUUCCAUACAGUUUUUACCACUUACCCACUCUAGUUUAUCGUCUUUCCCAAGUAAUUACUCAUUUUGGACUUCACUUUUUUUUUUUUUAGUAGAGCCAGUUCCAUUGGAACACUGAAUCAAAUUUUAAAAGUGUUUGCUUUUCCUCCUCUCACACCUACUUCAAGUACAAGGUCAACUUUUGUCUUACUCUAGAUGUACUGAAGUGCUCCUGUGCUGUGUAUGAACCCCAGAUGUAUGGUUUCUUUUCUGUAUUAAAAUAUAAAUUAUAUGUGA